This is a messenger RNA of Anguilla anguilla (European eel), 3262 nucleotides long. Its product is annotated as beta-2 adrenergic receptor-like. Gene Ontology annotation, biological process: G protein-coupled receptor signaling pathway. Gene Ontology annotation, cellular component: membrane. The record is from RefSeq and is a predicted model, not a curated record. The transcript is spliced from 3 exons. NCBI's taxonomy places the organism in Eukaryota, Metazoa, Chordata, Actinopteri, Anguilliformes, Anguillidae. Gene Ontology annotation, molecular function: G protein-coupled receptor activity. Bases 516 to 1682 code for a protein of 388 amino acids.
UAGAGAGCGAGGGAGAGAGGAAGGGAGAGAGAGAGCCUGCAAACGGCAGUGACCCCACCGAGCGGAAUCAAGUGCUGGAGGAGAGCGGGAAAGAGAAAGCCAGAGAAAGAGAAAGAGAGAGAGAGUGUGUGAAAGAGAGAGAGAGAGAGAGCGAGAGAGACAGAGAGAAAGAAAGAGCGCAUGUGGAAGGAAGUGGAUUCUCUCUCAGUUGAUUUUACGACCAUCUUAUCUAUGAUGCAUCCACUGCGAUGCCAGUGCUGGGAUUCACACCUUUUUCCAGCGCGACUGGACGUCCCGCGCAGGAACUUUCUCUGAGGAGGGACACCCCCCACCCCCCCGUCCCACCACCGGAAUUAAGAGCGCGCUCCCCAUUCAUUCCAUCCAUCCAUCCUGACAUGAAGGAAGGAGCCUUUGAUCACAGCACAAGCCCCUGGAGGGGAGAGUCCUAGAGCCCCGCCCACCCCCCCAACCCCACAGCGCACCCCCAUCACAGAGUGACUCAUGUCCCCAUCAUCAUGUCCUCCCCCCUGGGAAACAUGAGCUCGGCCCGGGGGUGGGGGAUCUUCCCGGGGGCCACGGUGAGCGCCAAUCUGACUGGGGGGGUGGCGGUGGCCCCGCCCGGGCAGGGCGGCGGGGGCGCCUCCCCGGCCCCGCCCUGCGUCUCCUGCUGCUGCGGCCUGCUCGGCCACACGCUGGCCGUGGUCUUCAUGGUCAGCCUGGCCUUCGCCAUCGUCGUGGGCAACGUGGUCACGCUGAUCGUGUUCAUGCAGACGCGCCAGUGCCGCACGCCUCAGGGGUAUCUGAAAGUGUCCCUGGCGAUGGCCGACAUGAUGGUGGGCGUGCUGGUGGUGCCGUUCUCCGUCUACACCGAAAUCUCCCUGAUGGUGACCAGCGCGCCCCCGGCGUGGUACCAGGGGGGGCCCCUGCUCUCGGCGGGAGGGCUGGGGGGCCCCUGGCAGCCCUGCAAGCUGAUCGGCCCCGUGUUCGCCGGCUGCACCUUCGUCUCCAUCAGCACCAUCUUCCUGAUGACGGUGGAGCGGAGCGUGGCGGUCCUGCGGCCGCUGCACAAGGACUCCCUGGUGACGCGGCGUCGUGUCCUCCUCCUCAUCCUCCUCUCCUGGGCCGGCAGCUUCCUGCUGGCCCUGGCGCCGCUCACCCUCGGCCCCGGCUUCACCCUGGAGUACAACGAGUGCAGCCGAAUGUGCAACUACGUUCCAGUGUGGGACGGGGCGGAGCCGCCGCCCGGCGGGAAGGUGCUCCUGCUCUUCCCCGUCUUCGACUUCACGCUGCUGGGCGGGACGCUGGCGGUCAACAUCCUGUCCUUCACCCGAAUCCGCCGCUACACCCGCAAGCGCAAGCUGCUCUCUGAGGUGGGCGGGGGCGGGGACGGGGGCGGGGGCGGGCCCUCCCAGAGGCCCUCCUUCUCGGACAUCAAGGCGGCCAAGACGAUCGGCAUCCUGACGUUCGCCUUCACGGCCUCCUUCUCGCCCAUCGCCGUGUUCGUGCUGGGCAACGUGGUGGGACACACCUGGUGCAGGUUCUCCUUCUUCGCCUUCUGGAUGCUGACGGCCAACAGCUGCUGCAACGUGAUCAUCUACAGCGUGCGGGACCGGCGCUUCAGGAAGGGCGUGGCCAUCCUGUUUCAGAGGAACCAGACGCCCCCGCUGGAGGAGAAGAGCUGAGACCGCCAGGUCCGCUGUCCGUCAUCUCAGUCGGUCACGCCCACCGCAGACAUCGCUGUAGACCAGAUGGUCGGCUCCUUAUUCCCAAAAACCUGAAGUUCUGGCGGUCUUCCGUUGAUACCGGAACAUUGCAGUUUGAUGUGUCUUCUGAGAACUCCUGACCAAGUGCACCAUUCAGCGGAUGUUCGGAAGCACAGGAACCUCUCGCUAUUGACCGGAGCGCUCCCGUAGUUCAUAAAGAGGGAGGGCGGAAGUAACAUCUGGUUCUUCUCUAAUAUCAGUGGCUCUGUUUGACACCACAAGCCACAAGCUCCAAGCGGCUCUUCACCGAGCGGCUCGGGGACAGGGCAGACUGUGAUCCUCUUCAGCAUGUCUUGUCAAGGGGCAGUUGUGUCGUAGUGUGCCCGUUGUUUUCGUUGUGCAUGUCGCUAACCUUGGGCUGCCGGGUGCUCGUGGGGUUUUCGGCCUAUGCAUGGCUUCCCUCCCAGGGACGGCCUGACAACGACACCCCUGUCUUGUGUUUGAGAGACGGCUCCAAGGGGUUUUUUGUCACGACCGAUAUUUCGUCACGGAGAACACAAAACGUGCGAUUGAUUUUUCUUGUGCAGGUCCGAUUGACUGAACUGUAUUUACGAUUUUUAAAAAAAACGCAAAAUCAAAUAUUGUAUUCAUUACUCAGAAAUGAUAAUUACAUUCUAAAAAGAGGAUUUUAUUUCUACUUGCCUGAUGCAGUUGAUGGCAGCACCUGAAUCCCAUACAGAAGCAAAUGCAUUGCCAAAUGGGGCCGUAUACAGGACAGACUGUAUGGCAGAGCUUGGCACAGAAAAAAAUGCCUUACAUAUUUUAUACCAGCAGGACAUAGCUCAGGAGGUAAGAGCGGUUGUCUGGCAGUCGGGGGGUUGCUGGUUCGAUCCCCCGCCCUGGGCAUGUCGAAGUGUCCCUGAGCAAGACACCUAACCACCAAUUGCUCUGGUGAAUGAGAGGCAUCAAUUGUAAAGCGCUUUGGAUAAAAGCGCUAUAUAAAUGCAGUCCAUUUACCAAGGACACAUGAUGUCGUGGACAUCAUGACAGCAGGUCAUCAGGUCAUUUCCCUGUUAGCUGUGGUUUGGUUUUUUUUUUUUCAAACCAUGAGCUAUUCAGAGGCUAACAUGCUCAGAAAUAAAUUUUGCUCCUUCAGAAUGAUGCUUACUUCCGUGGAUUGCUCAUUGUAUUAUUUGUAAUCUUCUCCACAGCGCAUGCACACAGUACUGUAUGUUUCGUUUUUCCAAAUUUCUUGCUUAGAAGGUCAUUCAGUUGACCGUUGUGUCAAGAAAUUAUUUGUCUACUUUGUAAUCACGGAAAAGAAAUCAAGAUUAAAAUGAUUACUACCCUCAAAAUUAGUUCACGUGAAUCAUCUCAAACUUUAAAUGACAGCAUCAUGCAAGUUUCUGUUCCCCACAUCACCCCUAACAUGGAAGAGGUUGGGUUUCAGUGUGUGUCCUCAUUUGAAUAUUGCUGUGGUUGAUAUUUUUGACACUGUGCAUUGCAUUAUCGGUAUUGCAUAAUUGAAGAGAUGGUGACUUGAGAUUUUUUUUUUUUAA